This is a messenger RNA of Fraxinus pennsylvanica, 309 nucleotides long. Lineage: Eukaryota; Viridiplantae; Streptophyta; Magnoliopsida; Lamiales; Oleaceae. The record is from the annotation of a GenBank genome assembly.
AUGCUGCCACCUCUAGCACUCUGCAUCAACCAAGAAGGCAUGUACCUCCAAAAAGUGAAGCUCAGCUUUGACGACCCCGUCAAUGUCCUCUCCAACUGGAACCCACUUGAUGUCGUGCCCUGCAACUGGUAUGGAGUCACCUGCUCGCUUGAUCUCUCCAGCUCCAACCUGUGUGGCCCCUUCCCUUAUAUUCUCUAUCGGUUGAAGAACGUGACUUUUGUUUCUCUCUACGACAAUUUCAUCAACUCCACUCUUUUCGACAUGGACAUUGCCCUGUGUCAGUCAUUAGAGCACCUAGAUUUGGCGUAG